CAUUCGUUGUUCGUCAUUCGUCGCCGUUGUCGUGCUGUUCUGCGAAAGCCGCAAAAAUCGUGAUAUCAUCGGGGUGAGGCCGAAUGUUUCCGUGUCGUUUUUUUUUUCUACUGCAAACUGUGUUCAAUUUCCUGUGAAUUUUCCGCUUCCGAAACCUGCUAAAAGUACAUACUCCGGUCUGUGCGGGACGAUUGCUGAUUGAUUUCCAAUGUGUACAAAGUAAUAGUGGUCUCUGCCGCAAAGCAGCGACGGGUUCAAAGUAAACAUUUUUUUUCUCGCUCCGCUUGCAUAAUUUGGUGUUCCAAACUUCGAAGUGCAAUUCAAUUCAGUUACUGGCUGAUCGCCAGUCGUAAACACAGGGAUAUCAAGCGUAGUUGAAAAUUGCAACAAAGUGUUAAAAAUGUAAAAGAAGUGUGAUAAAUCUGUAGUGCGAUCGAAACAAAUGAACAAGAGUCGGAAAAGGGGGCAGUUUAGAAAUUGAUACACUCGUGUGGCCUACAGCAGGGGCUGUACCAAGAGUGUUAGGGUCUGAUGUGACUGCAUUGACAACAAAGAAGAAAACAAGAAUUCCACUGGGGCAGUGAGAAGCACAUCGCCAUCGAGUCCGAUGUAAAGCUUUUUCAUUUAUAAGGGAAAAAAAAUAAACGUACCGCGAUCACCUUAGGAGAAAGAGAGAGAAACGGCGAACAUUGUCCAAGGAAACGAACGAAAAAUGGAGAAAACUGGAGUGAGUGCGAUUGUCGAGUACGACUAUACGGCCAAGGAAGCAGAUGAAUUGACGCUGAAGAAAGGUGCCAUCAUAACCAACAUCAAGAUUCAGCCUGGAGGCUGGUGGGAAGGCACAUUGACGGCUACCGGCAGGACCGGUAUGUUUCCGGACAAUUUUGUUCGAGUGCUGGAACCGGACGAUACCAAUCCCGUUGUGUUGAGGGACAAGACUGCCACCCAGAAUAGAAGAUGUAAAGUUAUCUACAGCUACCGAGAGAAUAAACCAGAUGAACUGACACUGGCAGUCGGUGAUGUCAUAGAAAUUUUCGAGGAGGUUGAAGAAGGAUGGUGGCGAGGAAAAUUGAACGGAAAAGUUGGAGUGUUUCCAUCUAACUUUGUCGAACCGAUCGAGUCCGCAUCACCUACCUCGGCGAACCGUAAAAGUAGCACCAGCGGUGGUAAACCAACGGCACUGGACGGCAGUUUAGGAGGAAGCCUUACGAAAAAUAAUAGUUUAAACAAAAGUCGGAGCAGUUUGAACAGCUCACGGGAAGAUUUAGAUCAUGUCACACCGGCCCAGCAACAGGCUCUGCUGCCCGAUGCUCCAUCAUUGCCUCCCAAACCAGUGCGAGAAUUGUGCCGAGUUCUAUUCGCUUACGCACCGGCCAACGAUGACGAACUGAAACUGGUCGAAGGUGACAUCAUCACCAUUCUAACUAAGGACCUACCGGAUAAGGGCUGGUGGAAGGGCGAAUUGCGAGGACGGGUCGGAGUGUUUCCGGACAAUUUUGUCGUCGCGCUACCACCGGAAGUGUCACCCGUCAAAGAAUCGUUCCACGCCAAACCGGAGCGUCCCCCUCCGGCGAACAAAAUACUGGCCAACAAGCCAAACAACACCGGCCAGGCGAACAUCGCCUAUCGAAAGGAAAGUUUCGGUUCCAAGGACUCUCUGAACGAGUCCGGUGGUAAUUCGGUGACAACGGCGACGGGUUCACCUACCUUCGGUAACGUUGCCGCCCAUCGCAAGUCUUUGGACAAUCGAAAAACGGAGAAUUCACCGGGUGCUCCCAUUACCGAGAAGCCUCCGCGGAAAAGCUUGGAUAACAAAACGUCGGAGAUUCGCAAAAGUUUGGAGAGUCUGGACGAAAAGAAGGCUACCCCACCUCCGGUGCUCGGCAAGAAACCACAGGUGCCGAUAAAGAAAAGUCCCUCGAUUACGAGUGUGACUAAUAAUCUGUUCUCUGGUUUGAAGCAGAAAGUGAAAGGAAGCGGUGAUAGCAAACCGGUGAGCCAGGAUAGUAUGGAUGGUGUGGGUGGAAGUAAGGUAAAAUCCGAGGUAGCAGAUAACAAUGAAAAGAAUGUAACCGGCGAGAGGCUUUCGAGAGACGAAUCCGAACUCGGCCAUGUCGAACGUGGCUCGGUGUUGAAAGAUAUGCGUGCCAAUCGAGCAAAGGCACCGAAAAGAAGGCCACCAACAUCUGCCGGAAGUAUAAUUGGAGAUUCGGGUAGCAACGGAAUGAGCAACGGUAACUCUGGACUGUUCCAACAGUUGUCGCACAAUGCAGAACCGGAAGCACCGAAACCAGAUUUACUGAAUGUCAGCCAUCACAGUAACAACAAUGAAGAUGAGUUCAUUGCUAAGCCAAAGGCCAGAGAGUGGGAAAAGCACAAGGUACCCUGGAUGGAUGAACUGAAAGCCAAUCAAGCGAAAAAGACCUCACCGAAUGUAAAUGAUUCGAAAUCACCCGAGCACCAUGCCGUGAUAUCUAACAGCAAUCAUGUACAGGAGGAAAAUAAAAUCGAUAAUAUAUCCAAGUCAUUCCACAUUAGCUCAUCGAAUGUGGUAUCCUCGUCGGUGGCUGCAUCCGGACGAACUAGACUAUCGGAGAGGUCUGCUACUACCACCGGGACGGCAGACGUAUCAUCCGCCCCAACGAUCAAUAGUAUUCACAACAAUAACAGUUCCUUUGACUUGAUUGCGUCCAGUAGAAAGGAUACUAGUAGCCAUCAGCACUUGUUGACCUCCACUAAUAGCGUAGACCAGACCAACAGUGGCAGCAGUAACAAUAGCUCUUCUAUGACCAAGUCAAUGUCUGCCCUUUCAACCAAGAUUGCCAUUUCAUCCGACAGCGGCAGUGCCGGCAAUGCGACCGAACCAUCUCCUGCUGUUACCGGCAAUCGUCCCGUCAGUGUGAACCUAAGAAAUCGUAGCAUAUCACCGACACCCACCACCAGGAACACCAAGACAAUCCACAUCACGUCAACCAGCAGCAGCGGUAUAACGGAUCUACCGUCAAAUGCAGUUAGUAAGAAUGGCACCCACAGUAGCAGUGGACCUACGACUACCACCGCUAUUGGACCUUCGGUCGGUAUUAUGGUACCGAUUACCGCGGACAAUGUGUGCUCACGCGUGCAGGAUCUAGAGCAGAAGGUAACACGCAUGGAGAAACAACUCAGCACCCAGAACAAUCUGAUCGAAGCUCUGCGGCAGAUGCUUCGCGACGAAACCGACAAAGUUAAAACACUGCAGAAGGAACUGGAGAAAUACGCCCAAUGCGUAACGCAGGUAUGAUAAACCGUUCAUACGAUUUGUGUAUUGUAGGUUAGCGGUGAUAGUAGGAACGGUUGGUUCUACACUUUGGAACGUUAAACAAUUAGGUAUUCAUCAAACAGACAAAGAGCGAAACAACAUUCCUUGCAUUUCUUAGUACAUUUAGUAUCGAAGCUGGUAUUUUGAAACUAUAUCACGAUGGGAAGCAACACGUUUAAAACCGAUGAUGAACGGAACCAUCAUCAUCAUCAUCAUUAAACGUCUACUACAACAAACUUAUCGCGGAAGAAAACGCAUCUUAACUUCUACUACUAAACUACAACCAUUUUGCAAACCAUCCUGUAGUCAGGACCCAAAACAUAGUAUUACUAAGAUGAAAGUACUUUGUUAGAGAGUAUUUUACCUUUGUAUAAAAUUAUGAAACGAAACAUUAUCAGUCAACGGAAUAAUAUAAUUGACACGCAUACGGAAUACGGAAUAGUUUAAAUGUGAACCAUAUCUGCCGCAGAUAACCGUGUUGGGACUUUUCUAGAAAUUUUGAAUGAUAUCUAAUUUUGCUUAUUCUGUGCAAAUGCUGAAAAGGAAAACUGUAAACGUCACAGACGAAAUCUUUAGUUCGGCUUGUAAUUCAUUCAGUGAAGUAUGCUGGGAUAAUAAUUUCUUCUAAUUUGUAGCUAGAUUUAGGAUCCUAUGGAUAACUUUUUUUAUGCGUCUUAUGGGGAGCUACAUAAUGUAGUCCUGGACUAAAUUCUGACGACUUCAAUUUUUUACUGAACUUUCAAUAGCUGAACAGUUCGGUAAUUGAAUUGAUUACUGAUCGUUCGGUAAUGAAAAUUGUUGUUGAUCUAUCAAACAACUACUGAACUGUUCUGUAAACCAAAAGGAAACAUCUAACGCAUGGAUGAGUAUUUUUUGUUUUGUUUUUGUCUUUCUCUUACCGGAAGGCACAGUGAAAACCGAUUUUUGAUUCGAGUUUCAUAUACCAUUCAACUCAAUAUGUUACCAAAAUAUGCACUCGUUUUUCUCGGAGAUGGCUGGACCGAUUUUCACAAACUCUGAUUCAAAUGUAAGGUCUCUUGGUCCCAUAGUCUGCUAUUGAAUUUUAUUCGGAUCGAAGACUGAUUUUCUUCAACUCAGAUUCAACUUAGAAUGAUAGGAUUGACUGUCCCGCUUUGUUCCGUGAGAUUACCAUCGAUGUUCGUCGUCGUGCUCUACGUAACAACGCUUUUCUUUUACUUCGUCUACGUCGCACCAACUAUGGAAUUACCGGUGCCGUCAUAGGCUUGCAAAGAUCGUUCAAUCGUGUAUCAUCUGGAUUUGACUUUAACCUUCCACGAAAAACAAUACAAGCCAAAUUUUUACUUAGUAUUGAAAAUUAUCAUUAGGUGUUGAUUUUUCAAUAAUAAAUAAAUAAAAAAAGUAACGGCUUUAUAGUCCCCUAGCCUGCUAUUGAAUUUUAUCUCGGUCCGACUGUCGGUUCCGGAGUUACGGGGUGAAAUGUGCAAAAUGAAUUUAAAAAAUGCACUCCAGUUCCACAGAGACCGCUCAUUCAAUUGUCACAAGCUUAGGUUCAAAUGAAAGGUCCUACAAUCUCGUACAACCCUACCGAAUUUCAUACACGGAUACGACUUCCGGUAUCAAUCCGGAAUAACAUGCUGGUAAGUAUGAAAAUUUCUAUACAUGGCACAAAAAUUCAGCGAAAUGCAAAAAAAAUCGAGUUCAAAUAGAGGUAUAAUCCUUCAAUUAGGCAGGUAUGAUGACCAAAUACGUUGAUUUUGGGUAUACCAAACCAUCGUUCCUGGUUCUAGAAGUACCGGAAAAAGACACGUGUGCUCCAAACCGACAGUUGUUUCAAUUUAUCAGAAACGGAAGUACCGAUUUUUGCAAACUCAGAUUCAAAUAAAAAGUAUUAUGUUUCCAUAAGUUGAUGUAGAAUUUUAUCCAGAUCCGACUUCCGGUUCCGGAAAUACAGGGUAGUGUGAAUGAAACUGCAACCUGUCAUAUAAAACGAUAAAAAUUCUUCUAAAUUUGACACAAAAUGUUUCAGUUUAUAGGUUAUGCUAGUUGCUGGCCAAACGAACCGAUUCCUAGCCGGAACUCUGCUCAUUUUCUCAGAGACAGCUGAGUCGAUUUGCACAAACUUAGACUCAAAUGAAAGGGUCUAUGUUUAUAAAAAUAGACUGCUUUUGACAAUUAUUCGGGUCCGGAACAACAGGGUGAGAUGUGUUUACAAUUUUAAACUGUCGUUUUAUUAUUAUAGUUCUGGUUUAAAAUGGAUUCGGAUUUGGAUAUUUUUUCAGAAACGGUUUAUUGCCAAUAUUCCUAAGAAAAAAAUAUUUUUUCGCUGCGAAAAAAUGCGAUAUCUAUAAAUAAACAAAUAGCUUUGAAUAAUUCUAAUGUUUUUAAAACAUAUGCACUACCCAUACUUGUAUAUCAGUCCCAUAUUGAAAAUCGACAUGUUGAGAAAAAGAAGAAUACAUAUUUCGGAAAUAAUUUGCUUUUUCCGCCACUUUUAUCACUGAUCCGUGAUACUAUUGAAUCACAUACAUGGAUUACAUGAUAAACUUUUCAUCUGGAUUGAAAUAUUGCAUUUUUUGUCAUUCAUUUAUAUAAAAUUCGUUACGUUACCAGAUGGGACCCAUAUGCGAGUAUUUUUGUUAACGAACGAAUAGAUACUCGCAUACCGGUCCCAUCUUAGCAUGCUAUGCUUCUCUCGUGUUCGAUAUCAUAUUAAGUCAGGUCAUGAUGCAAUUGAAUGGUCAUGAUGCAAUUAAAAGGGAGACUUCCACGGAAGACAGCUCAACCAAUGAACUUGUAGACCACCACGUUUGAUGCCACCAACGCCCGAGAUAAAUAAUUUGAAAACUCUAGUUCAGCACAGCGCGUUCGAGAUAAUUACAGUUUGAAAUAUACGCACAUACCUACAUCUGAUUUUGGUCUAAGUUAUGGCAAAAGACCUGAAUCUUUUCCUAAAGUUGUUGCUUUGAAGGAUGAAAUUGCGAGUAUAUAUGGGAGCGAUACGUUAUGAUUCAGAAAGAAGUUAUUUUGGCGAGGAACUGAGAUCGAAACGCAAAAUAUCCAAUCAUACCGGCUAUAUCCAAAGAUCGAUUCAAAGAUAGUUUAUCUUACAUUAUCUUAAUUUUUGCAUGCACAGCCAGCAUUGAAUAUUGGUACAGUGGCCAGAAAAAAGAAAAAUAAUGCAACCUGUACUACCGUUCUACGCAUAAUUGUCUCAUAUACAUAGGAAAUCUUAUAGAAUAUGGGACAAUUAUGCGUAUAGCGGCACAUUUUCUAGUUACUAAAACGUGAAUUUUAAUGCGUGGGAUAGAUAUGCGUGUACUUUCUAUACGGGACAGAUCCGACUUGAUAUUUUUUAUUAAAUUUUACUGAACUAACCCCUAAUUAUUUUUGCAAUUACUGAAAGAAGGGUAACUCGAAAGUUGCCAAAACCUAUAUGGGACUGAUAUGCGAGUAUAGGCAGUGCACUUGUACCUCAAUCCAUUGGAUGAUUGCAAGAGACAGUAUUUGCAGAAAAUUGGUAAUUGGAAGCUAAUUUUACCAUACGAACGGCAUGAUUUUCACCCUACUCGGCGACUUUUCAGAUUUAUCGUAUGAAUUGUAAAGUUAUUUACAGAAUUCUUUAAAAACAAAACUUAAAAUUCAUAUACCGAAAUAUCGGUUAUUUCUAAUGAUUGCUGUAAAUGUUAUUCAAUAAAAUUACCGAACAUCUGAAUUAGAUCUUAGUGUGUAUCGUAGAAUAUACCCUAAUCACAUAUUGGUACCGAAAUAUCUCUUUUUAUUAAUUGAAGAAUCCAAUGAUCGUGUUUACCACGAGAUAGCAUGAUGGUGAUUCUUUUGACAUGUCCUAUGUAUUUAAAAAUUUUUGACGAAAUUUUCUAUUUACUUCAGUUUGAUCGAUUGCAGAUGAUAAAACCUAACAAAUAUGAGUCAAAAGUGGUUAUUCAUAUGUUGUCAUCAGUGCCGUAAAAUUUCAUUUUCAUUCAAUUGAAAUCGACUAUACACAGCCGAUCAAUUGACUGUACUAUACUUCAUACUCAACACAUGUACCGCUCACUGAUACACUGAAUGAAAAACAAUCAGUUUUUCACCCGUUGCACCGUCAACUCAGUUAAACCGCCGUCAGUUUCUCCCUUGAAAUAACAAACAUCUUUUUCAAUUGACUGAGAGAGCGCCUAUCAAAUUUCAAUUGACUGAGAGAGCGCCUAACAAAUGAGCUCCUGUCAUCGAGCUGAUGCCAUGUUAAUGCCUAUUUAUUCGAACUUGUUCACCGUUGGUGGCUGAGACAGAGAAACACGUGGGUUCAUUCACUCUUGAAACGGAGCAAGCGAAACUUCAAAUGACUAGGUAUGGUUAUUUAAUUGACGAUGAAUCCAGUGGAUCUCAUUUGAGUAUGAUUACAAAUGUCAAUUGAAUGAUUUGGAAUACACUGACAGUGAAAACCAACAAUUUUUUCAAAUAUUCAAUCAAAACCUGAAAACUAUCACCAUUGCUUAGUUCAAAGCUCGCCACUUGAGCAGCGCUGCAAUCGCAGAAGAGGUGGCUAGAUUCUUCAAUAUUCUUGUUCUUACCCACAGAGAAACUGGGUCAUCCAUCGGACCAACUGUGCAACGUAUUGGACCAACGGAGCACUUCCGUUGAGCUUUGUUUCUUACUGGUUACCUAGUAUACUACAGACUCUCAUAGUCAUAGGCCGGUGAAUAUUUCGACAAAAACAUUACAAAAAAUAUAAGAGCAAUUGACAGAUUCUCUUUGUUCACUUUUUCUGUCUUACAAAUCUGGUACUGUUAGAAAAAUGGAAAUAUUACCUUUCACUCUAUACCAAUGUUUUGUAAGUAAACGUGAAACGUGAAUUAAUGGAAGCGUUUAUGGAAUGUUCACAUCGACUUCUUAGGGAGUCAAACUCCUAUGUUAAAGCAUGGGAAUCUGACGGCUCCCUGAGAAGUAUUCAUCAGUCUGUUGCUAUGAGAGUCUGUACUAGUAUAUAAAUUAAUAAUUAUCGAUUGAUUUUUCAAAAGGUCGUAUAAACACGCGACAGCAUGUUUACUUUCUCUUUUAUUAAUUACUAGGCGGUUUCCACGUUUACCACUCAACUCUUUGUUUCAAACCUUCGAUUUUCGACCACUCAUGAAAAUCUUUACAAUCGCGUCAGAUUAAUCGAAUGAAAAAGUAAAGGAAGAGAAACCGUCACUUGUUCUUUGCAAGUAGAACGUUUUGGGACAAAUUGGGUUGGUGCGAAAUUCGUUAACAUUACCGUAAAAUUAAACUAACUUCUUCUAAAUACCCAAAAACAAUCACUUCCAGAUUUUAAUAUCCUAAUAAUUCCACUAUUAUUUGUCCACUUUAUUACGAGUCACUCGAAACAUAAGCACAACCUUAUUCGUAUGUUUUUGGUGCCUCUCAGUUACGCACACAGUAAAAGUAGUUUUCAAGGGAAAAUAAACAUAGUUCAGGAGAUAAAAUAAUAACCUAAAAAAUUGACCAACCUCAUACUUCACUUGAAUGGAUUUAUGUAGCUUUAUCUUAAUUGAUCUGCGCAUACCAGCCGAGAUCGACCAAAACUCCGUCUUGAAUCCGUCACGCUGGUGAUAAAACAGCCUAGAGAGAGAGCAAUAUUUUUUGUGGAAUAACUUUUGAUCACUCAGAAUGUGUAGCAUGCUUCCUGUGCGAUUGAUUAGAAAUAUUGCAACUGUGUUGGAAGUUGGGUUUGCUACGAAAUUGUGUAGCGUUUUUUGCAUGAACUGAAGAAGCAGAACAUAAGUAUUUGUUGCAUUUAGAAAGUCUAUUUUUCAUAUGUUGUAAAGUCAUUAAAUUUAACUAAAACGCACUUCAACAAGGCAUGUGAAAAGAUAUAGUUACUGCAAACAAACAAACAAACAAUAUUAGUAAACACGAAAAUCGAAGAUGCACAUAGAUGGUAGUAAACCAUUGAUGUAAUUUGCUUACUGCCCGAAUAGUCCUUGAAAACAGCGGUUGAUAGAGCUGUUUCUUUUGUACUCCCGAACAGACCGUCGAAGAUAAACGAAAGAGUUAGGGGCUCGUUUGAGCGCGAGUGGAAUUGUUGGUAAUCCAUUUUCCGAUAGUAAGGCGAUAAAAAGGAACAACACAGAUGAUAAAACACAAAAAAAUAAACUACCAAUCCGAAAUGUUCCCCAUUUUCUACUACCCAUUGGGAGUAGCGGUGUUCGCCAUUCUUUUUUUUUGUACAUAAUAAAUCGAUAGCGGUAAAUCUUAUACAAUAUUUUAUUUAGCAUUUAGAUUUUCACGAUUAAAGCAUACAGUCGCUUUAUACAUAUACAAUAUUGAAUUCAUGAUGCAUGAUAAAUUUAUGUAAU
This is a messenger RNA of Malaya genurostris, 9612 nucleotides long. RefSeq names its product CD2-associated protein (gene cindr). Gene Ontology annotation, molecular function: protein binding. Bases 713 to 3280 code for a protein of 855 amino acids. The record is from RefSeq and is a predicted model, not a curated record. The transcript has 6 exons. Lineage: Eukaryota; Metazoa; Arthropoda; Insecta; Diptera; Culicidae.